AUGACCACGAAGAUUCGUAAAAGAAUAAAGACAAGGGACUCUCCGACGCCCGAACCGGACCACCGAGGCUCGCAACUCAACGGCAAACAAACGUCGCCAAAACACACGCACCACAGCAAGAAUUUGAAGUCCUCGAAAAAGUCCGCCAGCAAGAAAAAAACCUGGAAAGAUUCGCGACGCAUUGUGUUCUCCCUCGGUGCGAUCCUGGGAUUGGCCAUUGCAGUAUACGCAGGUGCAGUGGGUGGAAAGUCGAAUGCAGCGAUUUUCGAGAAUUUCGUCAACUUCGAGUCGCUCCAGGACUACGUCGACGAUUGGAAAGACGUGCUGCCCCAAAGUGUCACAUCGCUGAUCUCGGACUUCCAACAGCGCAGCGCGCAUGCAACCUCUAUGAAGGACCUCACCGAAAGUUUUGCAGUCGGAAAGCAGCUUCGCCGAGAACUAAAUUUGCGGGACAAACACCCUGUAAUCAUGGUCCCUGGUGUCAUUUCUACAGGAAUAGAGAGCUGGGGGCUGUACGGUGACGAUGAAUGUUCGUCUGAGCCACAUUUCCGCAAACGGCUGUGGGGGUCUUUCUACAUGCUCAAGACCAUGGUCCUCGAUAAGGUGUGCUGGUUGAAGCACGUCAUGCUGGACCCCGAAACGGGGCUGGAUCCUUCUAACUUCACCCUGCGCGCAGCGCAAGGGUUUGAAGCGUCGGAUUUCUUUGUAGCAGGAUACUGGAUUUGGAACAAAGUACUACAAAACCUGGGAGCAAUUGGGUAUGAUCCCAAUAAGAUGGCCACGGCCGCGUACGAUUGGCGUCUGGCGUACCUGGAUCUGGAACGCCGUGACAGCUACUUUUCUAAGCUUAAGCAAAAAGUUGAGCUCGACUACAAGCUUACAGGCGAGAAAGCAGUGCUGGUGGGCCACUCUAUGGGCUCUCAGAUCAUUUUCUAUUUUUUGAAAUGGGUUGAAGCAGAGGGCCCACUUUAUGGAAAUGGCGGUCCUGGCUGGGUUGAAAAAUACAUCGACUCGUUUGUCAAUGUUGCAGGCACGCUUUUGGGAGCGCCCAAGGCUGUCCCUGCCUUGAUCAGCGGGGAAAUGAAAGAUACCAUCCAGCUCAAUGCCCUGGCCAUGUAUGGUCUAGAGAAGUUUUUCAGCCGAAAGGAAAGACUUGACAUGAUUCAAACCUGGGGCGGUGUGCCCUCGAUGUUGCCCAAGGGCGGCUCGCUCAUAUGGGGCGAUCAUGACCUUUCUGUGGAAGACUCGUCACGCAACUCGACUUUGUCUUAUGGCAACUUCAUCUCGUUCGAAGACAAAAACGAAAACUCAUUCCACCAGAACGGGUUCACUAUGACUGAAGCGAUAGAUUUGCUGAUGGAAAUCUCACCGCCCUGGCUACGUAAGCGUGUGGACGACCAGUACUCUUUUGGGUAUGCCAAAUCUGGACGCGAAAUGCAGCAAAACGAACGUCACCACUCGCAUUGGACCAAUCCGCUCGAGGUGCCACUCCCAAAUGCGCCGAAUCUCAAGAUCUACUGUAUCUACGGUGUUGGGAAUCCCACGGAGCGCGCUUAUGUCUACAAGCAGGACAGAGAGAACCCGGAUUUGAAUUUUACCAUCGAUUACGAGCAUCAAGAGCCCGUGUCUUUCGCGGACGGCGAUGGCACCGUUCCUCUGGUGACACACGCCAUGUGUCAAAAAUGGGCACAGGGUCAGAGUCCUUACAACCCGGGGAACUCGACCGUGAAGGUCAUUGAGAUCAAGCAUCAGCCUGACAGGUUUGAUAUCAGAGGUGGAGCGAAGAGCGCUGAGCACGUGGAUAUCCUGGGCAGUGCCGAGUUGAACGAAUACGUUUUGAAGAUUGCCGGGGGAGUCGGCGACACAAUCGAGUCGCGUGAGAUUUCCAACAUGUCACAGUGGGUGAAAGAGAUGCCUUUUCCUAUGUAG
This is a messenger RNA of Lachancea meyersii CBS 8951, 1929 nucleotides long. The record is from the annotation of a GenBank genome assembly. Lineage: Eukaryota; Fungi; Ascomycota; Saccharomycetes; Saccharomycetales; Saccharomycetaceae.